This is a messenger RNA of Mandrillus leucophaeus (drill), 3469 nucleotides long. It is a transcript of the gene LYN, whose product is annotated as LYN proto-oncogene, Src family tyrosine kinase. Gene Ontology annotation, cellular component: extrinsic component of cytoplasmic side of plasma membrane. The transcript has 16 exons. NCBI's taxonomy places the organism in Eukaryota, Metazoa, Chordata, Mammalia, Primates, Cercopithecidae. Gene Ontology annotation, molecular function: signaling receptor binding; ATP binding; non-membrane spanning protein tyrosine kinase activity. Gene Ontology annotation, biological process: protein phosphorylation; cell surface receptor protein tyrosine kinase signaling pathway; cell differentiation. The coding region runs from base 94 to 1857 and encodes 587 amino acids. The record is from RefSeq and is a predicted model, not a curated record.
GCUUCAGAAUUACACAUCACAUGGGGAGCACCAUGCUCCCACUGUGCCCCAAAAGAGUUUCCCGGACAGUGUCCAGAGAAUCUAUUCGGAAAUAUGGGAUGUAUAAAAUCAAAAGGGAAAGACAGCUUGAAUGACGAUGGAGUAGAUUUGAAGACUCAACCAGUACGUAAUACUGAAAGAACUAUUUAUGUGAGAGAUCCAACGUCCAAUAAACAGCAAAGGCCAGUUCCAGAAUCUCAACUUUUACCUGGACAGAGGUUUCAAGCUAAAGAUCCAGAGGAACAAGGAGACAUUGUGGUAGCCUUGUACCCGUAUGAUGGCAUCCACCCGGACGACUUGUCUUUCAAGAAAGGAGAGAAGAUGAAAGUCCUGGAGGAGCAUGGAGAAUGGUGGAAAGCAAAGUCCCUUUUAACAAAAAAAGAAGGCUUCAUCCCCAGCAACUAUGUGGCCAAACUCAACACCUUAGAAACAGAAGAGUGGUUUUUCAAGGAUAUAACCAGGAAGGAUGCAGAGAGGCAGCUUUUGGCACCAGGAAAUAGUGCUGGCGCUUUCCUUAUUAGAGAAAGUGAAACGUUAAAAGGAAGCUUCUCUCUGUCUGUCAGAGACUUUGACCCUGUGCAUGGGGAUGUUAUUAAGCACUACAAAAUCAGAAGUCUGGAUAAUGGGGGCUAUUACAUCUCUCCACGAAUCACUUUUCCCUGUAUUAGCGACAUGAUUAAACAUUACCAAAAGCAGCCAGAUGGCUUGUGCAGAAGAUUGGAGAAGGCUUGUAUUAGUCCUAAGCCACAGAAGCCAUGGGAUAAAGAUGCCUGGGAGAUCCCCCGGGAGUCCAUCAAGUUGGUGAAAAGGCUCGGCGCUGGGCAGUUUGGGGAAGUCUGGAUGGGUUACUAUAACAACAGUACCAAGGUGGCUGUGAAAACCCUGAAGCCGGGCACUAUGUCUGUGCAAGCCUUCCUGGAAGAAGCCAACCUCAUGAAGACUCUGCAGCAUGAUAAGCUUGUGAGGCUGUACGCUGUGGUCACCAGGGAGGAGCCCAUUUACAUUAUCACCGAGUACAUGGCCAAGGGCAGUUUGCUGGAUUUUCUGAAGAGCGAUGAAGGUGGCAAAGUGCUGCUUCCAAAGCUCAUUGACUUUUCUGCUCAGAUUGCAGAGGGAAUGGCGUACAUCGAGCGGAAGAACUACAUUCACCGGGACCUGCGAGCAGCUAAUGUCCUGGUCUCCGAGUCACUCAUGUGCAAAAUUGCAGAUUUUGGCCUUGCUAGAGUAAUUGAAGAUAAUGAGUACACAGCAAGGGAAGGUAUGUUCCAGAUGACCGUUAUUGGAGAUUUGGCGGGGAGUGAGGGAAUGGCGUACAUCGAGCGGAAGAACUACAUUCACCGGGACCUGCGAGCAGCUAAUGUCCUGGUCUCCGAGUCACUCAUGUGCAAAAUUGCAGAUUUUGGCCUUGCUAGAGUAAUUGAAGAUAAUGAGUACACAGCAAGGGAAGGAAAGGUCACUGUGUCCUUAGAUGAAAAAAGCUGCCACUUAUUUCGAAUCCUUCCAGUGACCACGGAUGGUAAAAUAUACAGCUUUGAAAAAGAGAUAGCUAUGGAAAGGAAAUUAGUUGUGAUGAAUGCAGCCCCUCUCAUGUACCAGAAAUUUUUUCCCACCCUAGGGAGAACUAAUGCCGACGUGAUGACCGCCCUGUCCCAGGGCUACAGGAUGCCCCGUGUGGAGAACUGCCCAGAUGAGCUCUAUGACAUUAUGAAAAUGUGCUGGAAAGAAAAGGCAGAAGAGAGACCAACAUUUGAUUACUUACAGAGUGUCCUGGAUGAUUUCUACACAGCCACGGAAGGGCAGUACCAGCAGCAGCCUUAGAGCACAGGGAAACCCGUCCGUCUGGCAGGGGUGGCUGCCUCAUUUAGAGAGGAAAAGUAACCAUCACUGGUUGCACUUAUUAUUUCAUGUGCUGGGAUCUUCUGCCGUGCCUGGAUCCUGAAAUAGAGGCUCAAUUACUCAGGAAGAACACCCUCUGCAUGGGAAAGUAUUCUGUACUCUUAGAUGGAUGCUUCACCCAGUUGCAACUUGGACUUGUCCUCAGCAGCUGGUAAUCUUACUCUCCUUGACAACGUCUGAGUGCAGCCUUUUGAGAAGAAAACACCUAUUCCCUCCAAGAAUACACCCAGCUAGCUCUAUGUUUACAAAUGGACAUAGGACUCAAAGUUUCAGAGACCAUUGCAAUGAAUCCCCAAUAAUAUCAGAACUAAACUCAUUUAUAAAGCUAAAAUAACCAGAUACAUAGCAUGACAUUUCUUUGUAUUUUUCUCUAUGCUUUGGCUUACUUGUUAAAAAAAAAAAAAAAAAUUACUAAUCCAACCUGUUAGAUUUUGCAGGUGAAGUCAGCAGCUUAAAAAUGUCUUUUCCAGAUUUCGAUGUGUUUUUUUUUUCCCCUACCUCCCAAAAUCUGAGACUGUUAAACAUUUUUCUCCCAUGAACACUGCUCAGACCUGCUAGACAUGCCACAGGAGUGGCGUGCACAUCUCUGUCUCUUCCAGCAGGAAGAGCCCGUGAGCACACACAGCUGCCGAGCCGUGCAAUGUGCACCCGAGGGCACCGGGCUCACCUGGACCUCCCAGGAAAGGGAGAAGAGCCUCAGAAACUGCUCUGUGUUUAGAAGGAAUAUUUUUAAGGGUCCAGCUUUUUCAUUUCCACAAUUUCCUAUAUCCAGAUUUGUUUUGACAGUGUAGUUUGGAAGAACUAAGAUUCUAAUCUCUGAAGAACCUUAUAGAGCCUUCUAAAACAUAAGAGUUUCCUUUGUUGCUUCAAAGAUUUGAACAUUAUGUUAAAGAUCAAGUAUUAAUUUUAGUUGUACUCUAGAAAGUUAAAGUGCCACAUUUGGGGCUAUUUUUAUGAUUCAGCAAUCUUUUCUAAAUUGUGUAGCAUGUGUAUGAGACUAUUUAUACCCAAGGAUAUGAAGGAACGUAAGUGACUAGGAGGCUCUAGUGAGCCAUGGUGGCGGGAGGUUCAAGCCGUUUUGUUUACUAAAUUUUUCUCCUGUAAGCUUUGAAUGGAAACUUCUGUAUCACAUUAUGUGUUUCACUUAUGCUGUCGUGUAUAUACCUAAUAUUUCUAUUUUUGAUUUUAUUUUAAUACACCUCGUCCAAUAACAUCUCAAGCUUUUUAUUUGUGUUUACAUUUUCAGCUGUGGUCAGUGUAAAAACUGGUCAUUAGUUGGGGGUGGGGUGGUUAGAAGUGAUUCAAUAGAGCUACAUACUUUAAACUUGCCCAAGUUCUACCUCCUUCCUUUGAGCAUUUCAGAUUGGAGAACCAAGGAGUUGAUCACCUCAACGUCUGAACAUCCGUUUAUGGGGGCCAGAUAGAAUUUGUUUUCAAAUAGGCUUAACAGGCAUCAUUAAAAUUUCAUUCUGUGUGUUUUGUUUAGGCUUGAGGUGCUUAGAAGAUGGGAUAAAAUAUUCUACUUUUCUCUAAA